Messenger RNA from Rotaria sp. Silwood2, 576 nucleotides. The record is from the annotation of a GenBank genome assembly. Lineage: Eukaryota; Metazoa; Rotifera; Eurotatoria; Philodinida; Philodinidae.
AUGAUGAUUAUUUGCUGCCUGACAAGAGUCCGCUGCCAAUCAUUACAAACACUUAUUAUCAAAGCUGAUGCUAUAAAAUUUACAUCUAAAUUACGUGUGUACAGUUUAAAUAAUAAUUCAAUGGAUAGUUCAACUGAAUAUGGCAUACCUGAAUCUAAUAAAUAUCGUCAACAUUUAACAAAAGGUGAAUAUUUACCAACUGGUUCAAAUCGUAAAAUAAAAUUAUUACUUCAACGUUCACUUCGUUAUUCAUAUCGAAAACGAUGUUGUAAAUGUUGUCCAACAAUACUUUGUGAACUAUUAUUUCCUAUUAUCUUAAUAGCAUUAUUAGCUUUAAUCCAUUAUAGAGCAAAUGCAUUUUUAAAAGAAAUGAAUGUAAAUUCUGAGCCAGUACUAAGAGGUUUGAAUCAUCGUACAUGUUCACAAAAUAUAAAUUCUACAACAACUUUAUCAAAUGAUUUAUUAAAGAAAUGUUUUAAAUUUCCAUCAAGUUAUUCAGGACGUGGAUGGAUUUCAUUUGAAUCCGAAACAAUUUUCAAUAAAAUAAAUCUUGUUUUGUCAUCCUAUGGCAAAUGA